AUGUCCCUGUCUAAGAUUGCUACGGGCAUUCUUGCCUCGGCCACCCUCGUGGCGGGCCACGGUUACGUCUCUGGAAUCGUUGCCGAUGGCAAAUACUACUCGGGUUACCUCGUCGACAAGUACUCCUACAUGAACGACCCGCCCGAGACCAUUGGCUGGUCCACCACCGCCACCGACCUCGGCUUCGUCGACGGUACUGGUUAUGACACUGUCGACAUUGCCUGCCAUAAGGGCAGUGCUCCCGGCGCCUUGACUGCCACCGUGCCCGCCGGCUCGAAGAUCGAGAUGCAGUGGAACACCUGGCCUGAGAGCCACCACGGCCCCGUCCUCAACUACCUCGCCCCUUGCAACGGCGACUGCGCCCAGGCGGACAAGUCCUCUCUGGAGUUCUUCAAGAUCGAAGCCGAGGGUCUCAUCGACGGCAGCUCUCCUCCGGGCCAAUGGGCCACUGACGAGCUGAUCUCCAACAACAACACCGCCGUCGUCACCAUCCCGGCUUCCAUUGCCAGCGGAAACUACGUCCUCCGCCACGAGAUCAUCGGUCUUCACUCCGCCGGCAACCUCAAUGGUGCCCAGAACUACCCCCAGUGCAUCAACAUUGAGAUCACUGGUGGCGGCAGCACCAAGCCAUCUGGUGUCUCUGCCACGAUCUUCUACAAGAACACCGACCCCGGCAUCAAGUUUCGACAUCUACUCUGA
Aspergillus terreus NIH2624 is the source of this 699-nucleotide messenger RNA. Its product is annotated as lytic polysaccharide monooxygenase auxiliary activity family 9 protein. The transcript has 2 exons. The record is from RefSeq and is a predicted model, not a curated record. Lineage: Eukaryota; Fungi; Ascomycota; Eurotiomycetes; Eurotiales; Aspergillaceae. The coding region runs from base 1 to 699 and encodes 232 amino acids.